UCCACUUUCCGCCCUUCUUCCUCGCUAAGGAAAGAACAUUCAAGCUCCCCUCCUCAAAGCUCCAAAAAAUCGAAACCUAAAUCAGAUUCAAAAAAAAUUUGUGUGCAUUUUCCCUUAAAAAAAAUGGCUCUAGAAUGGGUAGUGCUAGGCUACACUUCCGGCGCCGAAGCAAUCAUGUUGCUCCUCCUCACAGUUCCAGGCCUCGACGGACUCCGCAAGGGCUUGAUCACCGUCACGCGUAACCUCCUGAAACCCUUCAUGUCGGUGUUUCCUUUCUGUCUCUUCCUCCUUAUGGAUAUAUACUGGAAAUACGAGACUCGACCUAGCUGUGACGCCGAGUCAUGCACCCCUUCCGAAUAUCUCCGUCACCAGAAGUCCAUCAUGAAGAGCCAACGCAACGCGCUUCUCAUCGCCGCCGCUCUUAUUUUGUACUGGCUCCUUUUCUCUGUUACUAGCCUUCUUGUUAAAAUCGAACAGUUGAACCAGCAACUCGAGAAGCUUAAGAAUCGCGAUUGAGAUAAGUGAUGUGAAUUUUAUAUAUGUUGUAUUUGGCGUACUUUUUUUUUUCAAUAAUCUUUUGUUUGAAUUUCCUCACGGAUGUGUUUGGAUGAUUUUGGAAUGUUUAUCUUACGAUAAUUAUAUGAUGUAUUACUGCAUCUCUGUUUUUUAAUUUCUGAUUUGAUUAAACAAGAAAGUUAAGGUUUGGUUCAAA
Molecule: messenger RNA, 712 nt
Organism: Hibiscus syriacus
Lineage: Eukaryota; Viridiplantae; Streptophyta; Magnoliopsida; Malvales; Malvaceae
Exons: 1
Coding region: 124-516 (130 amino acids)
Biological process (GO): intracellular protein transport; endoplasmic reticulum to Golgi vesicle-mediated transport
Cellular component (GO): endoplasmic reticulum; endoplasmic reticulum membrane
Source: RefSeq, a predicted model, not a curated record